ACCUCUCGGUUCGAAAAUGGAGACUUUUCAAACUCGUAGGAAAACUACUAUUUUUUAGGAGUAAGUAUAAUAUCCAUUCAAAACGCUCUGCUCCGAAAAAUACCAAGGAUUAUAGACAUAGAUGCGAAGUCAUAAAGAAAACACAAAGUUCAAGAAAAUACAUCCGAAUUGAGGUUAUAAAAGCAUAUAACAAUUUAAUGCUACUGUUAAACUGUGGUAAAUUUACCCUCGCGAGUGGAAUUUGUGUAAAAAAUGGGUACUGCUGAUCAGGUGGUCAAAAAGUUAGCUGUCGAAAAUGGAAAUAAUAUUCAAGCAGAGGAUUCCUUUGAAGAUGAGUACGGCAUAAACUUAAAGAUUUUGCCAACGAACGAUCAAGUGAAGGAACUGCAGACUAUUUUACGCGACAAAACUACCACAAGAAGUGACUUCAAGUUUUAUGCUGAUCGCUUGAUAAGAUUGGUUAUUGAGGAAAGUUUGAAUCAAUUGCCCUUCACAAAAUGCGUAAUUACGACACCAACUGGUGCCAAAUACAAGGGUUUGAAGUAUCAGAAAGGAAACUGCGGCGUUUCCAUCGUAAGAAGCGGAGAGGCGAUGGAGCAAGGCCUUCGGGACUGCUGUCGCAGCAUCAGGAUCGGCAAAAUUUUAGUUGAGAGUGAUCUAGAUACUCACGAGGCUAGGGUGGUUUAUGCCAAGUUUCCAGAUGACAUUGCCGAGAGAAAAGUUCUCUUGAUGUACCCUAUUAUGAGUACUGGAAAUACUGUGAUAAAAGCAAUAGCAGUUCUUAAGGAGCACAGUGUGCCAGAAGAAAAUAUCAUCUUAUCUAACUUGUUUUGCACACCUUUUGCAGCCAAAACUCUAGUCACUGCUUUUCCUAAGAUGAAAAUAUUAACAUCGGAAAUCCACUCCGUGGCACCAAAUCACUUUGGACAAAAAUAUUUUGGCUGUACCGAACGUGGUGUAAUGAAGAAAUCGUUUGUAGACUGACGAUACCAUAUCAUCAAAGAGGACUAAUGUAACAUGCGUUCAAAUAAGUGCCUAAGCAUUCCUACUAUGUGUUAAUUUACUGACGGGAAUUUCAACUUGUAAUACAACGUAAAAUGCGUUAAAUGGACGCAACAAUAUUUUUUUUUUGAUUCUAACGUUAAAUUUGAUUAUGUUAAUAAAAUUUGAA
This is a messenger RNA of Copidosoma floridanum, 1171 nucleotides long. RefSeq names its product uracil phosphoribosyltransferase krishah (gene kri). The record is from RefSeq and is a predicted model, not a curated record. NCBI's taxonomy places the organism in Eukaryota, Metazoa, Arthropoda, Insecta, Hymenoptera, Encyrtidae.